GAUUCAUGGUCUGUCCUUCAGCCUUACCUAGCAGUGGUUUGUCAGCUGAUUCACGUGGGAUCAGACAUUUUUAACCUCAAGGCUGCAGUUUUUUUUUUAUCAGAAAAUCCUGUCUUCCUUUACAUUAUCAGAUCUGCUGUCUGUCUAGUGCAUUGAUUAACUGUUAAUUUCCAUAGCAACUUCAGGAAGAGGAGAAGGAUAUCAGUGUAAAAUAGGGAGAACAGUCUGUGAAAAGAGCAGGCAUGGAGAGUUAAUAUGUGUGGCGGUCUAGAUGCCUCUCUCAUUGUGCCUGUGUCCAGGGUGAUUCCUGUGUUAUUUAUUUGAAAGGAGUUUCUGGGCCAUUCAUUGGGCUUGCAGUUCGUACUAUAUGUGCUUUACUCUCAACCAUUCAACCUUGCUGUGCUCUCUUGGAGUGGGAAGAUGCUAUUUUCCUUUGUCUAUAUUCACUGGCUUCAGCCUGGUCUUGCCCCUGCCCUUCGUUCUAGUGAAUAAUUCAUGCACACUGACCUCCAGCUGUAGUUAUCUAUCAGCAAACAAGAAGGACAGAAACUCUUUACAAGUACUUUGUGAAGUUUGGCAGUCACUUUUAUCUAAAGCAAAUUACAGUGUAUUCAAAGUCAAUAUUAAUUUCCUGGGAAUCAGACUCAUGGCUUUGGCAUUACUACCGGGAUGAAACAGAUGUAAAGUGGUUAUUAAAUCGCUGUCUCAUUUUUUUAUUAAUAAUGUUACUGACGCAACUAAACCUGUCCUGAAGUUUCUUCAGCAUAUUUUUUUGAAUCACCCUCCGGUCAUUCCUCUUGGUUGAGUUGUGUUGUUCUGACACAUGCUGAGAGACUUUCCCAGUCAGUGUGGGAGGAGAUGUUGUGCAAGGAUUCAGCUGGAGUGCAGACAUGACUUCAUAUUAACUUCAUGGCAUCUCCACAGUCUCUUAACCCUCCUAAAAAAGAAAGAAGAAAGUCAUAAACACCUAGGAUGGCUUGAGGAGUCAAUGGUCCCUGGUGUGACUCAGAAGCCCCAGGAUGAGGAAGAGGGGGAUGAUGAAGAUGAGGAAACCGGUGAGAAGUUUGAGUUUGAUGACAGUGAAGACGAGCAGAAUACAGUGGAGAACUCUGUUCAGAAUAAAGAGUCAGAAAGUACUAAAGGUAGCGCUGCCGCAAAUGCACUUUAUUGUCAAGCUAUGAAGCGUGAUACACACCAUAAUCAGCAAACAGUAAAUGGAGAGACCCCUGCUGGUCUGGAGGACCAAAAUAUCCCCACACAUCCUCACACAACAUACCCAGACAUGGUAGCCAGAAAAUCUCCUGAUGGGAGUUCCGUCUCGGCCGAGUCUCGAGUAGCCGAUGAACAAGCGAGCACUUGGAAAAGAAAUAACAUUUAUGAAGGUUCAGAUUUUGGGCCAGAGGGCCUCUACGCACCUAUACAGAAGUCUCCCCACCACUGGGUUCAGAUAGCCCCAGUUCACUCUCGGGAAUGGUUCAGUGUGGUUUCAGAGCUCACUCUGCGACUGCAUAAAGGAAAAGCUGUUUCUGAAUCAGCUGCAGAUUCACAACCAGAACAACUGAAGGUGAACUCAGCUCCUCCUGCUCACUCAGAGGUCAUCUACGAUGAUGUGCCUUGUGAGAACAACUCGCCCCCAGAUGCAGAGGAUGAUGUGAUCUACGAGGAGGUGCAGAGGUCUGGCGAGUCCGGACUGGUAGACAAUGGCUGGGGUUCGAGUGAGUUUGAGAGUUACGACGAGCAGUCAGACAGCGAGACCAAGCAGCCCACCCGCAAUAAGAUUUCCCCUGACGUACUCCGUCUGAAGCAGCGCUGCGUCCAGACCAAGCGUGAGCUAGCCAUGCGGUUAGGGGCUCGAGAUGUCAGCCAGCUCAAACAAAACUAUGACAUUAAGGUUCAACAGCUAAUGAAAGCAGCUAGGAAUGGCACGAAAGAUGGACUGGAAAAGACCAAAAUAGCCAUGAUGCGCAAAGUGUCCUUCCUGAGUAAAAAAGACUGCACAGAUAACACAGAGGAUGAUUCUGGAUAUCUGGAUGUGACUGUAUCUGAACUCAAACAUCCACCACCUCAACUUUCUCCAAUGCCAGAAGGACUCAGUAGCCAACAGAUUGUCAGGCGUCAUAUUCUUGGCUCUAUCAUCCAGAGUGAAAGAAGCUACUUAGACUCACUCAAGAGGAUCCUGCUGGAAUAUAAGAAGCCUUUGAUGGAGGCGGAGCCCCGGAUCCUGAGCUUGAAGAAGAUCCAGCCCAUUUUUUAUAGGCUGAAGGAGAUCCUGCAGUGUCACUCCAUGUUUCAGAUUGCUCUGGCGUCCCGUGUAGCAGAAUGGGAAAACACUGAGAAAAUCGGAGACCUCUUUGUUGCUUCAUUUUCCAAGUCAAUGGUGCUAGAUGUGUACAGUGACUAUGUCAACAACUUCACCAAUGCUAUGGCUCUUAUCAAGAAAGCUUGUAUGUCCAAGCCAGCAUUCCUGGAGUUUCUCAAGAAGAAGCAGGCUGCCAGUACAGACAGAAUCACUCUUUAUGGCCUGAUGGUCAAACCAAUCCAACGCUUUCCUCAGUUCAUACUCCUCCUGCAGGACAUGCUGAAAAACACCCCUGUGGGGCAUCAGGACAGGCUGCCGCUGCAGCUGGCCCUCACUGAGCUUGAAACUCUCGCCGAGAAGCUGAACGAGCAGAAACGACUGGCCGAGCAGCUCACAGAGAUCCAACAGCUUGCUCGUAGCAUUGGCGACCGCAACCUUAGUAAGCACCUGAACUCUGAUCAGAAGCAGCUGAUUCUGUCUGAGACAUUGAUUGAGACCGUCUAUGGCGAGAAGGGACAAGUCCUCAAGUCUAAGGAGCGCAAAGUCUUCCUCCUGAAUGACAUGCUCGUCUGUGCAAACAUCAAUGUAAAAUACAUUGAAACGGGCAUUGAUAGCAUCUUUGAGGAGCCAAGGGGCCCACCAGAUAUCAGCAGCCUAGUCCCCAUCGGUCCAAAAUACGCAGUUAAGUGGAGCGCCCCCCUGCUACAAGUGCAAGUGGUGGAGGUGGGCCAGGAGACCCCCCAGCGUAAAGACAGCGUCUACCAGCAGAGUGGAAGCAAGCGCCUGAGCUCCACCAACUUUCAAGGAAAGCUGUUUCUGGGACCACCACGGCUGUACCAGGAACUGCAGGAGUUACAGCAUGAUCUUUCUGUGGUAGAGGAAGUCACGUUGUUGGUGGGCACCCUGCAGGGAUCGUACCAGAAUCUCAACACUACGGUGGGGCAGGACUGGUGCAUGGCUCUUCAGAGGCUCAUCCGCAUCAAAGAGGACGAGAUCCAGUGUGCCAACAAGUGCCGUCUACGGCUGAUGGUUCCUGGGAAGCCUGACAAAUCUGGCCGUCCAGUCAGUUUCACAGUGGUCUUCAGUACGCCCAGUCCAAUUAGCAAAAUCUCCUGGGUCAAUCGCCUGCAUCUGGCCAAAAUCGCCCUGAGAGAGGAGAACUUGCCUGGCUGGGUGUGUGUUGAGGAUGAUGAAAAGACUAAGCCUCCAUUCUGGUGCCCGUUACUGGCCUGCCGGGUCCCUGUUUUUACCCCAAAAUUGCAAGAUCUGAAGUUGCAGGCUUCCCUAUAUAACCCGGUCCACUGUGCUCUUCUCGGUUUUUCUGCCGCCAGCACAUCUUUGCCUCAGGGCUACCUCUGGGUGGCUAGUGGGGGUGACGACUCCCACGGGCAGGUGGAGAUUUUCUCCCUUAACCGACCCACUCCACGCUCCGUGAAGAGUUUCUCUCUGGGUUCCCCGGUGCUUUGUCUGGAGUAUAUCCCAGAGCCCAGCACAGAUGAAGAACUGGAGACACAGACCUCUGAAGUUCCUUCCAAGAUCGGCAACACCAUCUGUGUAGGAUUAUCGGAUGGCAACAUCAUGGUUUAUGGAAGUGUGGACACCGCUGCUCAGUGUCUGCUAACAUUCAGUAACCCCGAGGGCUGCCCGGUUCUGUGCCUACAACACUCUGACAACUUUCUUUUCGCCGGACUGAGUAAUGGAAAAGUUGCCAUUUACAACAGAAGGAGUGAAGAUGGGUUGUGGGAUCCAGAUUCCUGCAGACAUGUGGUUAUUGGAUGUGCGCCCAUCCUCAAACUCCUUCGAAUAGACGAGCAUGUGUGGGCCAGCUGUGCCAACCAGGUCUCUGUGAUUGAGGGCUCCUGUCUCAGGACUCAGAGUUUUGAAGUUCAUCCAGACCCUAUGGUUAGUGUGACCCACAUGGUGCGCGCUGGAGGAGGGGUGUGGAUGGCGUUUUCAGAGGGAUCAUCGCUACGUCUGUUUCAUACAGAAACAUUGGAGCACCUCCAAGAGAUCAACAUUUCAACACCCUCUGCAUAUUUGAGCCCUGGUCAAAAAGCUGUGUGUGUAACCAGCCUGCUCAUCUGCCAAGGGCUGCUAUGGGUGGGCACAGCUCAGGGCAUUAUUGUCACCCUGCCAGUGCCCAGACUGGAGGGCAUCCCCAAAAUAACAGGAAAAGGGAUGACCUCACUCAACGCUCACAAUGGCCCUGUUGAAUUCUUGCUGGCCUCCUCCAGCAUUUUAUCCCAAGAUUUCCUGAAGCGAGAUUCUGCCAUGGAGGGUGUGGAUUCAAAUAACGCAGGUGAAGAUAAAGAGGCGACAAAUUCCUCUCAGGAGUCCCUCCAGCAGGCGGAUGGCUCUCCUCAGGGAGAGACCAAAGCCAAAGGGGUGCUGCUGCAGUACCACCUCCGUUCUACCUCUCAGCUCCCAGGAAAACUCCUGACAGCCCUGCCCGAAGAAUCAUCCAACUCGACCCAAGAAUCUCUGGAGCACACCCUAGAGGAUGGCUCCAUCUAUGAGCUGAGCGAUGACCCCGAGGUUUGGGUCAGAGGGCCUGGGCCCUCAUCUAAGGAAUCGGCACGUAGGGAGAAAGUGACUUCGGCCGCCGUUAUAUCCGGUGGAAAAGGGUUCCGUCGACUUGCUAACUCCUCCAACUCCCAUGACUCCAGUGAGAACACACUCAUGGUCUGGCAAUUACCCAUUACAGUUUGAGAAAGUAAUACAUUCUUCAUCCUUUGGCUUUCAUAAGGUGUUUUUGCAGUGAUGGAGGAUUGUUGGAUCAUUGAAGGACUGUAAACCUGUCUUUGUAUGGUUUAUGAGGAUUAUUUAUUCCACUUCUCCUCCAGAAGUUUUUUUGUUUUUUUUAAAGAAAAAUGAGGGGCAAGUUUUAUUUGUGGUAAUCAACAUUAUGUUUGUUGAUUGAGCUGGAAUAUUCCUCAUAAACAACCGCACUGUUCAAUAUUUGUCUGUCAUAAUAAUAGCAUGUGCUCGGUUGGCUAUAUAAUGCAUUACAUCUAAAUAUAAAAUAAUCUCACCUCUUGAAAAUAUCACUAAAUGACUGACACCACCAAAUAAUUGAAUUUUAUUAUAUCACAUCUUGCAUGCGAGGAAUCAGGGUAAGUGUUGUUGUUUUUUCAGAUGUAAUACAUAAAGUAUUCCUUAGUAUGUAUCUGAACAUUGGCUGUGACCCAAUUCUUUCUUUCUUUAAAUGAUAAAAGAUAUUUUUUUAUGCAGCACCACCUGUGCGGUGUGCACAGAAAAGUAAGGUAGUUGAACAUUUGGAGUCUAUUUAAAUGUGUUUUAAUAUUAUUUUAGUGUGAAAUGUGGUAAGGAGAAAUGAAGUCUUCUUGUAGGUACUUGUUUCAUUGUUCGCAGUGUCACUUUGUUAAAAAAAAUAAAUCAUAUUUACUAUGAGUAAA
Molecule: messenger RNA, 5715 nt
Organism: Megalobrama amblycephala (Wuchang bream)
Lineage: Eukaryota; Metazoa; Chordata; Actinopteri; Cypriniformes; Xenocyprididae
Gene: arhgef10lb
Product: Rho guanine nucleotide exchange factor (GEF) 10-like b
Exons: 32
Coding region: 824-5008 (1394 amino acids)
Biological process (GO): actin cytoskeleton organization; SREBP signaling pathway; positive regulation of stress fiber assembly
Cellular component (GO): cytosol
Molecular function (GO): guanyl-nucleotide exchange factor activity; protein binding
Source: RefSeq, a predicted model, not a curated record